Pterocles gutturalis (yellow-throated sandgrouse) is the source of this 1627-nucleotide messenger RNA. It is a transcript of the gene DDHD1, whose product is annotated as DDHD domain containing 1. The record is from RefSeq and is a predicted model, not a curated record. The annotation marks the transcript as partial. Gene Ontology annotation, cellular component: cytoplasm. The transcript is spliced from 11 exons. Lineage: Eukaryota; Metazoa; Chordata; Aves; Pterocliformes; Pteroclidae. Gene Ontology annotation, molecular function: metal ion binding; glycerophospholipase activity.
UGAUUUUCAGAAACGGAAAAGAUCCCUGUAAUGCGCGGACAGUGGUUUAUUGAUGGUACGUGGCAACCUCUGGAAGAGGAAGAAAGUAACCUCAUAGAACAGGAGCACCUCCACCGCUUCAAAGGCCAGCAGCUGCAAGAGAGCUUUGAUAUGGAAGUAUCAAAACCUGUUGAUGGGAAGGAGGGUCUCAGCAGUGGCAUGACUUUCUCAGCUAUUCAUAGUCUAAAGUUGAGCCGCAACCAUGUGGACUGGCACAGUGUGGACGAAGUGUAUCUUUACAGCGAUGCAACCACAUCUAAAAUUGCAAGAACUGUCACACAAAAGUUGGGGUUUUCUAAAGCUUCGAGCAGUGGGACAAGGCUACAUAGAGGCUAUGUAGAAGAAGCUACGUUAGAAGACAAGCCGCCACAAACUAGUCACAUUGUGUUUGUUGUGCAUGGUAUUGGGCAGAAAAUGGACCAAGGAAGGAUCAUCAAAAACACAGCUAUGAUGCGAGAUACUGCAAGAAAAAUAGAAGAAAAAUAUUUUUCCAAUCUUGCAACACAUGUUGAAUUUCUUCCAGUUGAAUGGAGAUCAAAACUUACCCUUGAUGGAGACACUGUGGACUCCAUUACUCCAGAUAAAGUGCGAGGCUUGAGGGAUAUGCUGAACAGCAGCGCGAUGGAUAUCAUGUAUUAUACCAGUCCCCUCUACAGAGAUGAACUGGUCAAAGGGCUGCAGCAAGAGCUGAACCGGCUAUACACACUCUUCUGCUCCCGGAACCCAGAGUUUGAGGAGAAAGGAGGGAAAGUCUCCAUUGUGUCGCACUCGCUGGGCUGCGUCAUCACCUACGACAUCAUGACCGGCUGGAACCCGGUCAGGCUUUACGAGCAGUUGCUGCAGAAGGAGGAGGAGGAGCUUGAGGACCGUUGGAUGAGCUACGAGGAGCAAUGUUUACUUGAAGAACUUUACAGAACUAAACAACGGUUGAGAGAGAUAGAAGAGAGAUUACAUGGGUUAAAGGCAUCCACCAUAUCAAAACCACCUGUCUUAAAAUUUAAGGUUGAGAAUUUCUUCUGUAUGGGAUCUCCACUAGCAGUUUUUUUGGCGUUGCGUGGCAUCCGUCCAGGAAACAGCGGUAGUCAAGACCAUAUUCUGCCCAGAACAAUUUGUAACCGCUUACUAAAUAUUUUUCAUCCAACAGAUCCAGUGGCCUAUAGAUUAGAACCUUUAAUUCUGAAACACUACAGCAACAUUUCGCCUGUCCAGAUCCACUGGUACAACACUGCAAACCCUCUACCUUAUGAGUGCAUGAAGCCAAAUUUUCUCAACCCAACAAAAGAACCUACCUCAGUUACUGACAGCGAAAGUGCUUCAACUGUACCCAGCCCAAUGACUUCACCAGUCAUGGUUCGACGCCACUACGGGGAGUCUAUAACGAACAUUGGCAAAGCAAGUAUAUUAGGAGCUGCGAGUAUCGGGAAGGGCCUCGGCGGGAUGCUUUUUUCAAGAUUUGGCCGAUCUAGUACCACCACCCCACAGACCCUGGAGACGGGAAAGGAUGGAGCCGAGGGGGAUGACAAGAAGGCCACCACUGCUGGGACACCUCCUUUCCCGCACAGCGGCUCAGGCUUCCUUGAACCCGCAG